Messenger RNA from Mya arenaria, 1289 nucleotides. RefSeq lists its product as uncharacterized. The coding region runs from base 153 to 875 and encodes 240 amino acids. The record is from RefSeq and is a predicted model, not a curated record. The transcript has 5 exons. NCBI's taxonomy places the organism in Eukaryota, Metazoa, Mollusca, Bivalvia, Myida, Myidae. Gene Ontology annotation, molecular function: protein binding.
UCAUGCUCCUUCCUGUCGCUAUCGAGGCACCUGCUGCCCGCACUGUCGACUAGAUCGCACUUUCCGGGAAAAUUGAACGAUAUUGCCUUCUGCCGACAACUUGUGUUGAAUUUACAGGCUCAUUAUUUGCCGGUGUGUGGAGAUAGUUAUAUAUGCAAGACACCGAUGGCAACGACAACACAGUUCCGUCUCAGCCAGAAACAGAGAGUCUGGUGGUGGAGACAAAGGUGGAAAUGGAGGUUUGUGGGUCCGGCAACUCAGCUACUUCCGUGCGGUUCGAGGAUAUGAUGGUAGACACUAUCAACGCCACCACUCUCCACCUGGACUGGUGUCCCCUGCUUAACUGUGAUACACUGUAUGGAUACAAGAUCCGCUACUCAAUCAAGGACCACUGCUCAUACAAUGAGAUAUUUGUCACGUCUGGGAUCUCGAGCUACACGAUCAGUGGCCUGAAGCCCAACACCGAGUAUAUAAUCAGCGUGAACGCCGUGGAUGCUGAGGAGCGGACCGUCCACAACUGCGGCUGGGGCACAUUCCGCACCGACGACCUUGAUGAUGAGCAUCAGGGACGCCAAGAGUCGCCUUAUUUGGCAGCCAUUGCUGGUGCAUUACUCAUCGUGAUUGCUCUCGUUGUGCCAAUAACUCUCCUAUUUGUGAAAAAAUGUGGCCCCUGUAACGGUUCCAUAAACGACAACUCCUCAAACAUAGAUAAGGGUGUAAUGGCUGAACACACAUCUAUUCAACCUCUGACUGCCACGGACACGCCAGGUGGCGUUGUGAACAGAAGAACCAACCAAGACACUCUGUUUGAUCACGUGGUCUCGACUCUAACAUCUCCAGAUCUUCCUGACGACAAUACCGAAUCGGAAUUUUAAAUAAUUUAGAGUUCUUAUAAAAUGUCUUUGACAGAAAAACACAAAAACACUCAAACAAUGUGAGACUCUUUUUAUUGUUUAUUUUCAAUAGAAUUAUAGGAUUUCUAAAUUACGAAAUUGUUUUGUAAAUAUAAUAUUUUUAAAUAACAAAAUUGUUUUAUAUAUAGUUCUAUUGCUUUAUGUAAGAGAUAGUAUUUACUUGGUUGUAAAUUCCAUUUUAACUUCAUUUUAGCAUUAUAUAUAUAUUAUGUUACACAAUGAGGUUAAUGUAAAUUAUAAAGGUUUUGUACGUAUCCGUUGUACAUGGAGUUUAAUACCAGAAAGUUUAAAUCCAAAGAUCAGUUUGAGAAAACAUAGAGAUUUUAAUUGUCAAUUGUAUAACUAUAUAAAAAAAAUAAAGUUUUGGAGAAACUA